This is a messenger RNA of Sporothrix brasiliensis 5110, 1041 nucleotides long. Its product is annotated as RTA1 like protein. Lineage: Eukaryota; Fungi; Ascomycota; Sordariomycetes; Ophiostomatales; Ophiostomataceae. Gene Ontology annotation, cellular component: membrane. The transcript has a single exon. The record is from RefSeq and is a predicted model, not a curated record. Bases 1 to 1041 code for a protein of 346 amino acids.
AUGUCGUCCAACGACCAUCCAUCCACGGAUGACCCCAAUGCCUGGGUCCCGUACCGCUACGAUCCCAGCAUUGCGGCGGCCGGGGUCGCUGUCGGUCUGUUUGGUGUCCUCACCGUGCUUCACGCGGCCAUUGCGAUGCGCCGCCGGACGUGGUAUUUCAUCCCCUUUUGCCUCGGAGGCAUCUGUACGUCCAACCCGCUCGCCUCGUCCCUUUCAGCCGCUUCCACUUCCGCGUACGUCGUCGCUAACAUGGCAGUCGAAAUCGCUGGCUAUAUCGGCCGCAUCCUCUCGUCUCGCGACCUGUGGGCGCUCGGCCCCUACAUCCUGCAGUCGGUCCUGCUUCUCGUCGCCCCCGCGUUGUUUGCCGCCUCCAUCUACAUCGUCCUCGGCCGCAUCGUCGUGCACGUCCACGGCGAAUCCUGCGCCCUCGUGUCCCCGCGCUGGCUGACCAAGGUCUUUGUCUGCGGCGACGUGCUCUCCUUCUUGCUGCAGGCUGGCGGUGGCGGCUACCAGGCCGCCGGCACGCUCGCGGCCCUCCGCACCGGCGAGCGCAUCAUCCUUGCCGGCCUCUUUGUCCAGCUCGUCUUUUUCGGCGUCUUUGUGGCUGUGGCGGCCGUGUUCCACGUGCGCUUCCUCCGUCGCAGCCGCAGCAGCAGCAGCCCGUCCACUUCCAUGGCGGACACCAUCCCCGGCGGACCUACCGUCUGGCAGCGCCAGAUAACGGCGCUCUACGUCGCCUCGGCCCUCAUUUUCGUCCGCUCCGUCUUCCGCGUGAUUGAAUACCUCAUGGGUAACGACGGGUACAUCCUGCGCCACGAGGUGUUCCUCUACGUCUUUGACGGCCUGCUGAUGCUUGCCGUCAUGAUCGUCUUUUUGCUGGCCCAUCCGAGCUACAUGACACGUCAGACCGGCACCGGCAGCAGGACCCGCAUCGCCUCAAAUGGAAGUGGAAGCGACGCCCUGGUUCUUGCAGACAUGCGGAAAGCAGCACGCGGUGGGGGCCAUGGACCUAGUUCUGGUGAGAGCAGUGAGCGGGUGUAG